ACGCAAACCACGUGGGUUUGUUAUUACAGGAAGUGAAGAUGGCCGCUCAGUCCUUUCUCUCCGAGUCGGCUCUUGGCUGGUCUAUUUUCACCUUCGUACUUUUGGUCAUCCUCGCUUUCUGUUGGGUCUACAUUCGCAAAUUUCAAAGUCGCCAAGAAAGCGAAGUUGUUUCAACCAUCACAGCAAUAUGCGCACUGGCCAUUGCACUAAUAUCUUCAGCACUUCUACCAGUGGAUAUUUUCCUUGUCUCCUUCAUGAAAUACCCAAAUGGCACUUACAAGGAAUGGGCCGCAAGCAAUGAGACAAGAGCAAACAUUGAGGACACAGUCCUGUAUGGAUAUUACGCACUCUACUCCAUCAUUCUUUUCUGUGUCUUUUUAUGGAUCCCUUUUGUUUAUUUCUACUAUGAAGAAAGAGAUGAUGAAAACGUCAACACAUGCUCGCAAGUCAAAAACGCUCUGAAGUACACAGUUGGAUUUGCCAUUGUCUGUGUGGCGCUGCUAUUAAUUGGAGCAUUUGUUCCACUUGAGCCUCCACCGCAAAAGAAUGCCACCCAGUGGGAGAAAGUUCAAUACCUUUUUGAAGAGCUAGGCAGUAGCCAUGGUCUAACUGCUCUGGCUUUCUCCAUCAGCUCCUUGACCUUGAUUGGGAUGCUUGCAGUGAUCACUUACACAGCAUACGGUAUGUCUGUGUUGCCUUUGAAUCUGAUAAAAGGCACACGGAGUGUGGCUUAUGAACGUCUGGAGAACACAGAGGACAUUGAUGAUGUCGAGCAUCAGAUCGAGAAGCUGAAAUCCAAGUGUAAAGAUGGCCGCCCCUUGUCAUCAAGAGACAGAAAUAACCUGCAGGAGCUGGAAGGCAAGCUACAGGUUCUCCAACGCAGAGGGAGGCACCUGGAAAUUGCAGAGAGGACCUGCUGCAACAAAAUCGGCAGCGCUCUCAGACCUUUCAAGAUAAUAUUGGGCAUUUUCUUCAUCCUGGUUGCUUUGCUGUUCACUGUUGCCCUGUUCAUUUCAAAUUUGGAUAAAGCUCUGCACUCUGCUGGAAUCAGCUCUGGAUUCAUAAUCUUUGGUACCAAUCUAACCAAUCCUUUGAAUGAACUUCUCUUAACCUUACAACCUGUUUUUCCGUUGGAUUACAUCCUGAUUACAGUCAUCACAAUGUAUUUUGUCCUCACCUCCAUGGCUGGUAUUCGCAACAUGGGUAUCUGGUUCUUCUGGAUAAGGCUCUACAAAAUUCGGCCUAAAAAAACCCGUCCACAGGCUCUCCUCUUCCUCUGCAUGAUUCUUCUGUUGAUUGUCCUCCAUACCAGCUACAUGAUCUACAGUCUUGCCCCUCAGUACGUCAUGUAUGGCAGCCAGAAAUAUCUCUUACAGAAUCCCUCAUCAGGUCUUACGUCAGGGAAUGCUUCUUUUGGCACGACAAGGGUCUGUGAUGCCGACGCGCCCGAGGAUCAGUGCAUUGUGACGAGAUCCUACCUUUUCCUUCACAAGUUUUGGUUCUUCAGUACAAUCUACUACUUUGGUAACUGGGCCUUUAUUGGGGUGUUCCUCAUCGGGCUGGUGGUGUCGUGCUGCCGAGGGAAGAAGUCUGUGAUUGAAGGCGAGGUGGAGGCCGAUGACUCAGACGUCAGCGAUGAUGAAUAUGUGCACUGAGGUUCAAUAUUCCAACACGCACACACACAGCACAUCUCGCCAUAACUUAAAGGAGGGAGCUUCUAAGUACAAUUUGGCGUGUCAUUAAUUCCUCCUCUGUUUGUUAUUGUGCUUCGAAACAAUAUUACCAUAGAUUUAAAAUGAGCAUUUGUCAUUUGCCGAGUACUUUCAAGACCAGGGUUUGCUGAAGUUUUUCAAGUCAAUUCUCACAUGUACACAGUGCAUCACUAUCCCGUGGGCAUAUAUUUCAAACUCACUUGCACACUUUAGUACAUUAAACAUGAAUUGAAAAAUGCUUUAAAAAGAAAUUGGGAGGCUGCUACCUUUUUAAAUAAUGCUUCAUGCGUUCUAAUAACCCUUUCAAAAACCGGAUAGUCAUGUGACUUUUUCUUUAACUGCUGUAAGAAAAGUGUAUUUUUGAACUGUGAAUGAAAUACUGUACAUUGUUAUUUAAUUGCUCCUCGUGAAUGGAAAGUAUUAUGCAUGUCAUAUUACACCGUGCACAUUUUACCUUUCAUAUUUCAUGAACUUGGUCUCGUUAUAGGACAGUGAUUCUUAACCUGGGUUCGAUCGAACCCUAGUCGGCCUCAGUGGUUCGGCAGUGGUUAAAACACACCCGACUCAUCGUGUAAAUACAAACUUCUCCCUAUCAGCAUAUUACGGAUACGGCAACAGCUGACUGAUUUGCAGGUGUGUAAUUUGUUGUGAGUUUAUGCACUGUUAGUUUUCUUGUUUGAACAAGGUGAUGUUCAUGCACGCUUCAUUUUGUGCACCAGUAAAACAAACAUGGUAACACUUUAGUAUGGGGAACAUAUUCACCACUAAUUAGUUGCUUAUUAACAUGCAAAUUAGUGAAUUGAAUUAUAUUUAUAUAGGGCUUUUCUCGACUGACUCAACGCGCUUUACAUAGUGAAACCCAAUAUCUAAGUUACAUUUAAACCAGUGUGGCUGGCACUGGGAGCGGGUGGGUAAAGUGUCUUGCCCAAGGACACAACGGCAGUGACUAGGAUGGCGGAAGCGGGAAUCGAACCUGCAACCCUCAAGUUGCUGGAACGGCCACUCUACCAACCGAGCUAUACCGCCCCAACAUAUUGUAACAUAACAUAGUACAUAACAUAACAUAUUGUAAAUGAUAAAUAAAUGAUAAAUGGGUUGUACUUGUAUAGCGCUUUUCUACCUUCAAGGUACUCAAAGCGCUUUGACACUACUUCCACAUUUACCCAUUCACACACACAUUCACACACCGAUGGAGGGAGCUGCCAUGCAAGCCGCCAACCAGCACCCAUCAGGAGCAAGGGUGAAGUGUCUUGCUCAGGACACAACGAACGUGACGAGGUUGGUACUAGGUGGGAUUGGAACCAGGGACCCUCGGGUUGCGCACGGCCACUCUCCCACUGCGCCAUUGUAACUUGUAACAUAACAUAGUAACAUAUUGGCUCUUAACUAGUCAUUAUUAAGUACUUAUUGAUGGCCUUAUUAUAACUCUAACCCUCUAACCCUAACCAAAUAACUCUAAGUCUUUAUUACUUACAAUAUGUUACCCUAGUGUCCAAAUAACUCUAAAUUAAGUCUUUGUUACUUAGAAUAUGUUCUUCAUACUAAAGUGUUGCAAAAAACAUAUAACUUUGUCUUCAAUUUGAAAAAAAAAACAUUUUAUUUUUCACUAAAGAAGGGUUCGGUGUGUGCACAUAUGAAACUGGUGGGGUUCUGUACCUGCGACAAGGUUAAGAACCACUGUUAUAGGAGAAGAAAAAUCAAGAAAUAUUCCGUAAGUUUAUUGCACUGAAUGUCUUCAUCUUUUUAUUAUGAUUUUAUUCCAUUCAAAGCAAAUAGUGCAUCCUUGUAAUGUACAAAAAAGAGCAGCCACUCAUUGAGUUACUACAUGAAUUAUGAUCAUGAUGGGAAAGUGCCUGAUGAAUAUAAAUGUAAUGAUGGGCACAUAAGCUGUUUUCUUUAAGAGAAAUGAUCCAAAUGAUGAUAAUAUUGUGUAUUUAGCAAUAAACGGUACAUAUAUUUACAUAAAUAAAUGCUUCUGAAAAUAUCAUUUAAAA
Molecule: messenger RNA, 3706 nt
Organism: Nerophis ophidion (straightnose pipefish)
Lineage: Eukaryota; Metazoa; Chordata; Actinopteri; Syngnathiformes; Syngnathidae
Gene: lmbrd1
Product: LMBR1 domain containing 1
Exons: 16
Coding region: 39-1655 (538 amino acids)
Biological process (GO): protein localization to vacuole
Cellular component (GO): vacuolar membrane
Source: RefSeq, a predicted model, not a curated record